GAUCAACGUUUCAGUGCCACUUGUGUUCUUGUCUGUGCUAUUUGAGGCCCGACUAAGCAAAAUACACUUAAAUGUGUUAGCAGUUUUGCAAAGGCAUCAUAGUUUAUAACUAAGCCGUCGCGUUGGAAGUUGAGAAACAAAAAAGCCGUGUGUGAAUCUCACAGGAAACUGGGGGUCAAACUGUUGCAGGCUUUUUUUCCGAGAAGUAAAGCUGUGAGAUGACUCUCCCCUGUUAAAGAGCAUAGCUGGACACGUAAAAUGCGUCAAAAUGACGUGGAAGAAAAGCGUAGGCACAGUAUUCUGGAUAUAGCCAUUCUGCAGGAUCACAUAGCCUUACAGUGUGAGGCUCUGAGAAGGGUCCAAUCGGAGAGAGCUGAUCUGAGGAGACGCGCGAGAGACAUGGAACAGAAGCUGCAGCACGAGAGACAAGACCACAGGGACAUCUACUGGGACCUCAGUCGCCAGUACAAAACCAUGCAGACCAAACUGACCAAUAAGGUGAAGAAACUGGAACAGGAAGUCAGCCAGCUGAAGGAAGACCUUGCCCUAUCCCAGGAGGAACUGACUAAAGAGAAAAGUGAGCGUAAGCAAGUGGAGCAGGAGAAGGAUGCCAUCAUAGCAGACCUUCGACAAAAGCUGGACAACAUAGAGUCAGACUAUGAGAAGAUCCUUCAUGAGACUCUCGACAGCCUGAGUUCCCAGCUGUCUUUGACUCGACGGGGUUGGGAAGACGAAAGCGCAACCCUUCAUCAAAAGUACAAGGAGCCGCUCUCUGAAUUUGGCCUAAAUGCACUGGAUCUUUAAAAAACAGGAGCCUGACAUAUACAGUAAGAACAGCUGCUAUUGCUCAGUGAGAUGUUUGUUUAAUGCUGUAGCUACAGCACUGACUCUGUUUGAUCUGUUUGAUCUAGAGUGCUGUGUAUGGCUCACCUGAAACUGUAUGGAUGUUAAUAUAUAUUUUACCAGCAGAAUACAGAAUAGGAAGUAGAUCACCAUGUAGUGGCAUGUAGCGCCCACUAGAUGUAGCAAAUGACUGCUUGUGGUCAGGAAGAUGGUGGCCACUGACAUCAGUUGCUAUUAGAGCAUUACAGAGUGUGUACUGUAUUUUAUGUGAAUAUUAGUAGUACAGUAAGUAUUUUGUUGUCUAUAUAGAAGAGCGCAAAAUCCAAAAAAGCUGCAUAAAAGCAUUUGGGGGUUACAAUAAAGUGGUGAAAAUGAAUAAAACUGUUGGUGAAAAAACUGUAA
Oreochromis niloticus (Nile tilapia) is the source of this 1245-nucleotide messenger RNA. It is a transcript of the gene drc12, whose product is annotated as dynein regulatory complex subunit 12 homolog. The transcript is spliced from 6 exons. The coding region runs from base 259 to 804 and encodes 181 amino acids. NCBI's taxonomy places the organism in Eukaryota, Metazoa, Chordata, Actinopteri, Cichliformes, Cichlidae. The record is from RefSeq and is a predicted model, not a curated record.